CGCAAAGCGUGAAAAAGAGAAGAGGAUUUGACUUCGUUUUGAUUUUGAUUGAGAGAAACAAAAGAAGGAAUGAAGAAGAAAAUUCAAUCCAAUUGAAUACAACUUUGACGUCCGUAAACAUACUUUCUCUCUCCUCAACUUUCUCUCUCUACCAAAAAAGAAUUACUACUAUACAGCUAAGAAGCUGAAUCUAUCUACUGGAUGGAAGAGCAGUGAAGUUCAAAAAAAGGUGAAGCUAAAAUUUGUGUUUUUUUUUUUGGUGCUUCUAGUUCCGUGUAAGGAAUCUACUCAAUCUUCGGUGGGUCGGUGUUGAAAUUGUCUUCUGGUAAGGUUGGCUAGGGUUAAGCUAUCUUUCUCGGGAAGGAGGGAAAAAUUGACACAAAAUUGAACAACUCUUGCAGUGGAUGAUGCAGCAAAAGAAAUUUACUUGAGCGGAAAGAAGUCUGAAAUUGAAUGACCUUAUUGGUUUUGCUUGGUUCUCUGCCUAGUGCUUUCUUCGGAGCAAUUGAAGUUUCUUCAGCUUAGUGGGGGAUUUGAUGCCAUUUUUUUAUGAGUUUUCUCUACUCACUUGAGGCUUUUAUGCCAUCUUUAAGAAAGUUUCUAUAUUUGAUCAAGUGUUAGUAGAUUGUGUACUUCUUGGUAAAAAAUGGUUCCAACAGGACCUCCUAAUCCAAUUGGAGGUUCCCAGUCAGUACCGGCUUCAUUAUUGCGAUCAAAUUCUGGUGUAAUGGGUGGUCAAGGGGGCUCCAUGCCUUCACCUGGUGGUUUCCCUUCUAUGGUUUCUCCUCGGACGAUGUUUGGUAACAUGCAUAUGCUAGGGAAUGCUUCCAAUGUUUCACAUCAGUCCUUUGCAAAUGGAGGUCCUAACACUGGGCUGGCUGGACCAGGAAGUUCUCAGCGUGGUCCUGUUGAUAAUGGGGCUGAGAGUGACCCACUUUCUGGUGUAGGAAAUGGGAUGGGUUUUAGCGCUCCUUCAACGUCAUUUAUGUCAUCAGCCAUGGUGACAAAUCCUGAUAGCAGUCGAGUUCAAGGACAGCAGUUUCCUAACCCCGCCGGUAAUCACAUGUUGACUGACCAACAACGAUCCCAACAGCUUGAUUCCCAGAAUUUUCAACAUAAUCAACAGUUGCAGCAGUUUCCUUCCCCUAUCAAUUCCCAAGCACAGCAACAGCAGCAUCAAUUUCAAUCCAUGCGUGGCGGACUAGGAAGUUUGGCACCUGUCAAAAUGGAGACACAGGUGACGAAUGAUCAAACACCGCAGCAAUUGCAAGCUCUGAGAAACUUGGCACCUGUAAAAAUGGAACCGCAACAGAUUCAAAGUAUGAGAGGUCUUGCACCUGUCAAAGUAGAACAACAACAAUCUGACCCAUCUUUAUUUCUACAUCAACAACAGCAGCAGCAAUUUCUUCAGAUGUCUAGGCAGUCCCCUCAAGCUGCUGCUGCAGCACAGCUUUUGCAUCAGCAGAGGUUAAUGCAGUUCCAGCAUCAUCAUCAACUCUUGAAGACUGCUCCUCAACAACGAAACCCAUUACAACAACAAUUUCAACCACAGAAUCUUGCUGUCAGACCUCCUGUAAAGCCAGUAUAUGAGCCCGGGAUGUGUGCCCGUCGUCUGACUCAUUAUAUGUAUCAGCAGCAACAUAGACCUGAAGACAAUAACAUUGAGUUCUGGAGGAAAUUUGUUGCUGAGUAUUUCGCUCCCAAUGCCAAGAAAAAAUGGUGUGUAUCUAUGUAUGGAAGUGGUCGGCAGACUACUGGAGUUUUUCCUCAGGAUGUGUGGCACUGCGAAAUAUGCAGCCGCAAGCCAGGCCGUGGGUUCGAAGCGACUGCCGAGGUUUUGCCCAGGCUUUUCAAGAUCAAGUAUGAAAGUGGAACUUUGGAAGAACUUCUCUAUGUCGAUAUGCCCCGUGAAUAUCAGAAUUCAUCUGGGCAAAUAGUCCUAGAUUACGCAAAAGCAAUUCAGGAGAGUGUCUUUGAGCAACUUCGUGUUGUCCGUGAUGGUCAGCUUCGACUAGUGUUUUCACAACCUGAUUUGAAGAUAGUUUCUUGGGAAUUUUGUGCACGACGUCAUGAGGAGCUUAUCCCUAGAAGAUUGUUGAUACCUCAGGUUAAUCAACUUGGUGCUGCAGCUCAAAAGUACCAGGCCGCCACCCAAAAUGCAUCAUCUAGUGCGUCUGUUUCUGAGUUGCAGAAUAAUUGCAAUAUGUUUGUCGCUUCAGCUCGUCAGCUUGCAAAAGCUUUGGAAGUUCCGUUAGUAAAUGAUUUAGGAUAUACAAAGAGAUAUGUGAGAUGCCUACAGAUAUCAGAGGUGGUUAAUAGCAUGAAAGAUUUGAUUGACUAUAGCAGGGAGACGGGGACCGGACCCAUGGAGAGCUUGGCUAAGUUUCCUCGUAGGAAUGGUUCCUCAGCUGGAGUACAAGGUCCAGUUCAAUCAACCGAGGAUCAGCAGCAGCAGCAGCAGCAGCAACAACAACAGCAGCAGCAGCAGCAGCAACAACAUACACAUCAAACUGUCAAUAGCUCGAACCAUGAGACGACUUCACAGUCUGGUGUACCACCACUACCUUUGAGCAAUGGUAUGUCGAAUGUAAACAACUCUGUGAACCAAGUACCUGCUACUUCGUCUAGUGGUACUGUUGUUGGAUUACUGCACCAAAAUUCCAUGAACUCCAGGCAACAAAAUCCUGUGAAUGGUGGAAGUAGUACCUACUCAGGAAAUGCUGUCCAAAUGCCUUCCCCUAAUUCUUCAAGUACAAUGCCUCAGUCUCAACCCAACUCUUCUCAAUUCCAAUCUCCAACACCAUCAUCAUCCAACAAUCCACCACAAGCUGUACACAGCGGCUUAUCAUCAGUGCAACACAUGAACUCUGCAAAUUCCCCAAAAAUCACAAUGCAGCAACCAGCCCAUUCAAGUGACGUGGAUGCUAAUGACUCUCAGAGUUCUGUACAAAAGAUCAUACAUGAAAUGAUGAUGUCUUCACAGAUCGGUGGCGGUGGCAUGGUAGGUAAUGGUACUAUUGGGAAUGAUAUGAAAAAUGGACAUGGGAUGUUGGCAACAAGUAAUAAUUCCCUUCUCAAUGGAAGCAAUUGCCUUGUUAGGAAUGGGACAGCCAAUGCUAACAAUACGGGUAUUGGUUCUGGAUUUGGGAGUAUGAACAAUGGACUGGGCCAAGCUGCAAUGGUUAAUGGAAUGCGUGCUGCAUUGGGUAAUAACCCUUCAGCCAUGAAUGGGUUAGUGGGCAUGACAAUGGUGAGAGAACACAAUAUGAGUCAACAGCAACAAGAUCUGGGAAACCAACUGCUUAGUGGUCUAGAAGCUGUCAACGGUUUUAACAACCUGCAGUUUGACUGGAAAACUUCUCCUUGAAAAGGUUCAGGUUGGCAAUUAUUAGUUUAUGUUCUGCCGCUUGUGUUGCAAAGAUCAUUUGAUAAGUUUGCCUCUCAUGAUGAGAGUAGCUAUGGUUGCUGAAGCAGAAGUGGCUUCAAAGCUUGCCCCUUCUGUACUGCUUUGAGUGGUAAGGACAACGUAUAGUGUGGCAUCUUAACAGCUGAAAUGGUAUCUCAUUCGAGAGUGCAAUUCUGACUUGGUGUUGGCUGGUUUGUCGUAGCUGCUCCUUUAAUGGGACAUUCAGGGAAUGACUUGGCUAAUAGACAGCUAAUUCAAUCUGUUUAUACCAUGUGGAGGCAUUUGUUAACUAUGUAUCGGCUGAGCUAUUGCCCCCAUCGUGCUGCAUCUCCACCACCACUCAGCAUGCGGUUGUAUAUAGUUGGGGUCCUGUCGUAGAGCUUCCAGUAGCUUCUAGAAUUGGCGUCGGUGCAAUCAUCAUUUCCCUCUCCUUCCUACUCGACUUUCUGUUAGGCUUAUCUGGAGUGGCUCGACAGGAAAAGAGACUUGGGGUAAUCAAAGUAAUUUCAUUAGUAUGAAGUUAUAUCUGAAGAAAUUUGAUUUAAGCACUGGAAUUUUCAUAGGGGCUUAGUUUGAAGUAUUUCUAUUAACCUGUUGAUUAGGAUUGCUGGCUUGAUUUUGACCUAGAGAUGUUUUUUCUAAACGCUUUACAAAUUAGAAAGAGCCAGUUGCCCAUGCUUUCUGCUGGAAAAAAAAAUUAAAACCAUUAUGAGGCGGUCCGACUUUAAUCUUGUUGCCAUCAUCUGUAUCUUGUUAUUGGCUCUCUGGAGUGCAGUGUUUUUUUUUUUCUGGUUAAACUGCGCGGGGAGAGAUGCUAUUGUAAGGAUAUACUAGUCAUCAUGAAGAGAAAUGUCAAUAUGUAUACUUGUCAGCGAUA
Solanum lycopersicum (tomato) is the source of this 4283-nucleotide messenger RNA. RefSeq names its product transcriptional corepressor SEU3 (gene SEU3). NCBI's taxonomy places the organism in Eukaryota, Viridiplantae, Streptophyta, Magnoliopsida, Solanales, Solanaceae. Gene Ontology annotation, cellular component: transcription regulator complex; nucleus. The record is from RefSeq and is a predicted model, not a curated record. Gene Ontology annotation, biological process: negative regulation of transcription by RNA polymerase II; positive regulation of transcription by RNA polymerase II.